Messenger RNA from Octopus bimaculoides (California two-spot octopus), 5820 nucleotides. RefSeq names its product QRFP-like peptide receptor. Gene Ontology annotation, biological process: G protein-coupled receptor signaling pathway. The record is from RefSeq and is a predicted model, not a curated record. Gene Ontology annotation, molecular function: G protein-coupled receptor activity. Gene Ontology annotation, cellular component: plasma membrane. NCBI's taxonomy places the organism in Eukaryota, Metazoa, Mollusca, Cephalopoda, Octopoda, Octopodidae.
AUAUACAACAUAGCGACGCGUGGGCGUACAUACAUCUACACACUUAGGUAUACUUAUGGACGUACAUAUGCGUAGGUAUGUGUACCCAGGAACAUGCAGACAUACACACACACACGCACACACACACAUACACACACACGUACGCGUGCUGCCCACACGCACACUUACUCUCUCACACAUACCACAGACACACAUACGCACGCACGUACUUACAGACGCGGGCAUAAAGUUAUGCUUUACAUAAUACGAUGGAACACGUGAAUGAAAUAAACACAUUCACAUACAGAUCAAUCACGCCGCUUGAAGAGAAACACACACAUACUCACACAAACAGACCCACACAUAUACGUAUAUGUACGUAUAUAUGUAUGAAUGUGGUACGUAAUAUAUGUUAUGUAUGUGUGUGUUCUAGAAAUUACUCUUUAUUUCAUUUUCCUUAAUUCUAGUUUCCUGCAGUUAUCGCAUAAGUUAUUAUUGAAGCUGCUUGUUUUCAUUUCGUCUUGAAAAAUGAAUAUCCAACUCUGUUUAAAUAUAUCAACUUUGGAAACAGAAUUCUUUAAACUACCUGGUUCCGUAACAAAACAUAGUCGCAAUAUUAGAUAUAUCACUUAUGAAGUUAGAACCUACAAUAUUUAAUUUUGUAUUUCGAGAAAUACUUAACAUAUUCUAAAAUUUUACUUUUUAUUUUUUUCAUUUUCCUUUUUGUUUUAGUUCAGUUCAUUUAGUGAGGAACAGUGUAUCGAUUGGAUUUUGCGGGGUUUGUGACCGGUCGAAGAUGUUACUGGAUCGACUUUUCUCUAUCUUUUACUAUUCUACGGUUUAGUGACCACCACUAUGAAACACCAACUUCUACAUGCCUACAGGUUUCAGUAACUUCAACAACAACAAUAUCCACGUUACAGUUGUGUGUGUAUCGUCGCCUCUGAAGAUACUUUGAAAAAAUAUAUAUAUAAAAGAAGAAUAAAACUGAUGUUGUCAAGGCGGAGUAUUCUUGUUUCGUUUUGUUUUUACCUGUGAUACUCUAAAUAAGACUUGUGUAGGCACGCUUUAACCAGUGACCGCCCUGUUCGUGUAUAUGUAAUAUAUAUUUUACAGUCAGACGUAAGAUUCUCAACGCAAGCAGAUCUGUGAUAUAUUAUAUUUAACUCUAACGCAGAAGAGUCAACAACACUGUUUUGUGUGUUCUUAAUGUGUAUUAUUUUUUUAUUAUUGCUACAUUUUGACCAAUAUUUAACCAAACUUUUAAUCAACGGCAUUCUUCUUGAAUUACAUACACACGUGGAAAACUUUAAUCAAAAUAUUCCUAUGGUAUUUUAAAACCAAUUGAAAACCCAUUGGAAAUAUUUAUCGAAGCAAGUCUUGCGGAUUUUUGUCUGUUCGAUUUUUUUUUCUUCAUCAAGAGAAAGAACAAUGAUGCAGAGAUUAUUAAAAAUAUCUAUUAAUAUAGAUGGAAGUAUUCUAAAAGCCUGGAGAAUCUGAAAGUGAAUAAGAAAAAAUUUUGCAAGAAAUAUUUUUGAAGGAAAUGUAGGAAGAAGAUCAACAUGAAGGAGAUGAAAAAACUAUACGGCUUCACCUUUGAAAAUGAGUGUUACAAACAAAUGUAUGUGUUUCCUGGAAGUCUAUAUACACCACCUACUUCUGCUGUUUCAACACACGAAUACAAACAAAUAAACGAAUACGCUCGCACAAACAUCCGUAUGCAACAAACAACACUCCGUAUUGUUUCAGAUCACACAACAGGGUGAUUUAUGCUGAAAAAUCAUCGUCAAUCUCAUGGGUUGUCUUCUGGCUAAAAUGAAGAACUAAUAUUUUGUGUCCCUUGGAAUUAUGUAACACUUAUAACUAUGGCGUCCGUUAGUCUCCCGUAAACUUUGAUCUAUCUACACCGAGAAAAUCUUGUUUGGAUCUUGACAGAGCAGCAUCUGCUGUCAAUGUAAAGGUCCCCCAAGAGAGUGAGUUGUUGCUGCAUUUGAAAGGAUUAACCUCCGAGGGUAGUUCUGGUGCUGAUUUGUUAUCAAAUGCUCUUUUAUUCACCAGCAAGACAUUCAGUUUCUUCCUCUCCUUCACUCUUUUUAUACCCCCGCCUUGUUACUUUUUUAUUAUCAAAUACAUAUAUAUACAUAUGAACAUGUUCGUAUGUGUGUGUAUACAUAUAUAUAUAUGUGUGUGUAGCUAUUUUUAAUAUAGGUAUAACUGCUGCUCUUUGGAUCAGGAUUUUCAUAGUAUCCUCCUCCUCUGACCUAUCAUCUUCAAAGUCAUCACUACUACCAGGACCAUUAUCAUCAACGAAAUAAAAAUAAAAAUAUCAAACCAACAGACUUAAAGAAAACAAAACAAAAAAAACCCCACCAAGAUGGCAUCAGUAUCUGAUAUAGAUGAAAUGAUGUUUGAUCUGUAUAACGGAUCACUGGGCAAUUUCACUCAUGUGUUUGAAGAUUAUGCAGACGAUAUGGCAAUGUUAUUUGAUUGGAAUGAUAUAGCACUUGUCAGCCUUUAUACAAUUGUCUUUGUUAUCUCAAUCAUUGGCAAUAUAUCAAUUCUCUUAUUGAUUGGUCUCACACGGAAACUGCGUAACAUCACCAACAUGCUUCUGUCUAAUAUGGCCGUCGCUGACCUUGCAGUCACUGUAGUGUGUAUACCUAUAGCAGUAAGCCAAAGUAUAUAUAAAGUUUGGAUGUUUGGAGAAGCUAUGUGCAAAUUCGCUGGAUUUCUACAAGGCUUGGCUGUAGUAGCCAGUAUAUUCACCAUCUCUAUCUUGAGUCUGGAUCGCCUGCUCGCCAUCAAAUACCCGAUGAUAUUCAGACGAUUGUGUACUACCCGGAUAGCUGUACGCCUGACGAUCUUCAUUUGGUUGUCGUCUGUUUGUAUCAUGUCACCGAUGCUACACGUUAAAAAACUCACAUCAUUUCCAAUACCAAACAAGACGCUGUACUUUUGUCACGAAAUUUGGGCCAGUUUAAAACAGCGGAUACUAUAUGACUUAUGCCUGUUUCUCAUAAUAUAUAUAUUCCCAGGUAUCAUAACGACAACAUCCUAUUCGUUGAUAGGAUGGAGAUUACUCACCGAAGAUUCUCAUUUGAAGAGAAAAGAUUCAUCGGUCAGUAAAGGUAUUUCAAAUAACGUAAUGAGUGGCCGAAGACGUGUGGCGAAAAUGCUGAUCGUUUUGGCAGCUUUGUUUCUCUUUUGUUGGUCACCUUACCACAUAAUCAAUGUGUACUUAGACUUCGAAUUGACCCAAAGCAAAAACUUUACUCAUAUACUCUCCUAUACUAUUUUACUGGGACACUUUAACAGUGCUUUAAACCCCAUCUUGUACUUCUACGGGAGUAAAACUUUCAGACGAGCGGCACUGCGCAUAAUCAGAUGUCAGAAGGUACGAUCGACACUCCGUGGGCCUGUCCAUGUCGUUGUUCGCUACACGAAGAAAAACGAGGGUAACAUUGGCAUACAACAAAACCCAGUGGUGAAGGUUCUAUCUAGAUCAUACUCUUCAAGUCGAUCUAGCAGCAGUUUUCUUUAUUCGCGUUCGAGCAGUAUAAAAUCACCAACCCAUAGAGAAAAUAUGAAGGAGUUAAACAGCAUUCAGAAGCGAUACGAUUCAGUAAGUUGGUCAAAACGUCCGAUUUGGUCAAAUGAUGAUCCAAUUAUCGACACAAAAUACGCAUGUGCUGACUAUACACACAGAUCGACAGCGAUGUGCCAGCGUGUUAUUGCGAAACAUCGACGGGAGAUUCUUCAACAUUCUUUAAGCAUCCCGACAACCAUCAACGAAGAAAGCAUCAGGAGCUGUUCGUGCUCUCCUACAAUGAACGCUGCUUCAAAUAAUGCCAGUAGCGAGAAUUGAAUGGUUGUUCGAUAGACUCACCGAUAGGGGGCUCAAUUAUGGAGCGACAAAAAAAAAUAAGGGAAAAUAACGAUAAACAGGAAUCCGACACAGAAAGUCUGAUUUUAACUGCACAAGACCAAUGACAAACGAAACGAACAAAAAUAAAUCGACUAGAACUAAAAAGAUACAGAGUGAGUGCAGACUCUGAAAAUUGCGUAUUGAGACGGUUGGCCAUGUCCUCUCCGUUUGACCAGUCCAGAUUUAUUCAGAAUCACGAUCGAAGCCGGUAGCUAUGUCCACUGAGAAUAUAGUGACAUUUCAACGUGACAAAAUAUAAAUAGUUUAAACAUGUACAAAACAUGGUGCAUGACAAUGGCUUGGUGACAAUCACCUGAGAUUUGCUUGUCUACACUGACAAGGAGAUCAAGGAAAACCGACCAGAUAUAAUAAUCAAAGACUUCAAAGAAAAUGUCUACACACUGAUAGACCGGCAUCCCGGUAAUUCUUUUUUUGUUUUCUUUUACCAAAACAUUGCUCGAAAGGAGGUUGAGAAACUAUCAAAACAAAAAAAUUUGAAAUAUGCAACAUGUAGGCAUGAAAGAAGACAUUACCAAUAAUAACUGAAGUGCAAUGUUUGAUAAAUAUCCAUGGGCAAAAGCAUACAAACCGUACUAUGGCUCGAUAAGUUAUACGCCAUGUAUAUAAUAUAGGCCUACAAGUCACAGCAUACAUCCUACGUAAGGUACUUUCAUUUCAAUGUCUCAGUACAAAGUGUAACUUCUAUAUAUACAACAUUUCUCAAUACAGUGAACAUCAAUUAAAAUUAAACCAUUCACACAGCCUCUAAAGUACAUAAUCAGCACCCAUUAAUCAAUACAACACAUACACCUAUAUAUGCCAUACCUGACAUUGUAACACCGAAAAGUCACACACCUCAAAUCAUACACAGCUGCAAUUCUUUAAUAUUACCAAUCUACACAUUUUAUUCAAUCACUUCUCGUCACAAAAUCAAAUAACAAAAGUCAUACGUUGCUUUCAAAAUAAGAGAAACCAAUUCACAAAUUAAAACAUACCUCAAUGCUAGUUCUCUACACGACGGAUGAAACGUUACAAUAUUAUCAGAAACAACUUUAAAGUUCCUACAACAAUGCAAAAUUGCUGUAGCAUGAAAACACAAUUUUACAUUCCCAGAAAGAAGUAAAGUGCGCACUUCAUAAAUAAGGAUGUGCACGUGCUGGAACAGUAGAAGCUCGCAUGAAACUGUUAACAACAACAAUAAUAAUAAUAAUAAUAAUAAUAACAAUAAUAAUAAUAAUAAUAAUAAUAAAGGCUCUCGGCCGUCAGAUUUGAGUUGGAUUAUUUAGUCCACACCAGAAUUUAGUUUCACCAGCAUUCAAGCACAAAAGACACAUUUCCAUUAAAGUGGGCCACAGUUCUAUUGGUGAAUUUUGGUAACAAAAUCUUGACCUCCUUCAAAUAUUCUAUACAAGAAAUGUAGCAAAAAUAACUCUAUAAAAAAAAUUGUCCACCUUCCCGGUGUUUUUCCAGUUUGUUUCUAUUGUAUAUAAAUAUAUAUAUAUAUACAUACAUAUAUAUAUAUAUAUAUAUAUAUAAUGGUUAAAGAGGACAACACACGUUAAGGUAAGACAAACAUCUCAAGUCAUAUACGUUAUUAUUAUUAUUAUUAUUAUUAUUAUUAUUAUUAUUAUUAUUAUUAUUAUGACUUGAGAUGAUUGUCUUGCCUUAACGUCUGUUGUCCUUUUUAACAAUUAUAUAUCCGCUGCAUCGGAAAUCUACAAUCGUUCCAUAAUUCCCGUCUCGGCUAUGAGCUUGGGGCCCCGGUAAUCCGUUACAGCACUUACCCAGCGUACCUGGUCAUUUAGACCACCUGUGAACUAAACCCCGAUAUUUUACAUACAUAUAUGUGUGUGUGUGUGUGUGUGUGUGUGUGUGUGUGUGUGUGUGUGUGUGUGUGUGUAUGUUUGUAGAAAAUG